Messenger RNA from Antechinus flavipes (yellow-footed antechinus), 1967 nucleotides. RefSeq names its product E74 like ETS transcription factor 3 (gene ELF3). The record is from RefSeq and is a predicted model, not a curated record. Bases 171 to 1283 code for a protein of 370 amino acids. The transcript is spliced from 9 exons. Gene Ontology annotation, cellular component: nucleus. Gene Ontology annotation, biological process: cell differentiation; regulation of transcription by RNA polymerase II. Gene Ontology annotation, molecular function: sequence-specific DNA binding; DNA-binding transcription factor activity, RNA polymerase II-specific. Lineage: Eukaryota; Metazoa; Chordata; Mammalia; Dasyuromorphia; Dasyuridae.
CAGCCUUAGGCUUUAUGUAGGUGGAGGGAGAAGGGCAGCCAGAGGUAGAUAGGUAGUUACUGCGCUCCCUUACCUGCUGGAGUUAAUUUGCUACCUGGAUUACUUACUAACCUGUUGCUGGCUUCGCUGCGCUCUCCGUGUCCUGGCUUCAUACUCCGAGAGGGAACCUCAUGGCUGCAUCCUGUGAUAUGAGUAACAUUUUCACCAACUAUAUCAACGCCAUGUACCAUGCAGAAGACCCAGCUCCUGCCCCAUCAGCCACCUUGGGUGGCGAUGACUUGGUGCUGACCCUGAGCAAUCCCCAGAUGCCCCUAGAGGGCACAGACAAAGCCAGUUGGGCAGGGAUGCUGCCCCAGUUGUGGUCGAAGACCCAGGUCCUAGACUGGAUCAGCUAUCAGGUGGAGAAGAAUAAAUACGAUGCUAGCGCCAUUGACUUUUCCCGGUGCAACAUGGAUGGUGCCAUCUUGUGCUGCUGUACCCGGGAAGAGCUGGGCCAGGUCUUUGGAUCCCUGGGGGAUGAGCUCUAUACCCAGCUGCAGGACCUAUCAUCUGGCUCAUCUGAUGAGCUAAGCUGGAUCAUUGAACUCCUGGAGAAAGAUGGACUCACUACCCCGGACAUCAUUGGGGACACCACCUUUGAUCAUGGCAGCCCCUUAAACCAAGAUUUGCUGGAUGACUCAAGGUUGGCCAGUCCCUAUUACCCAGGAAGCUAUGGGGCGGGGGCUCCUUCUCCGGGCUGCUCAGAUGUCUCCACUUCAGGUACUGGAACCUCUCAAAGUCCCCACUCAGACUCUGGGGCAAGUGACAUGGAUUUAGAUCCCACGGACAGCAAGUUGUUUUUCCCCAGUGAUGACUUCUCUGACUAUAAGAAAGGAGACCUAAAAUAUGGGAAGAGGAAACGAGGAAGACCCCGGAAACUGAGCAAGGAGACCCGAGAGUGCCUGGAGAGCAAAAAAAGCAAACAUGCUCCAAGAGGGACACACCUAUGGGAGUUUAUAAGGGACAUCCUCAUCCACCCAGAGCUCAAUGAAGGCCUCAUGAAGUGGGAGAACAGGCACGAGGGUGUCUUUAAGUUCCUCCGAUCCGAGGCUGUGGCCCAGCUGUGGGGUCAGAAGAAGAAAAAUAACAGCAUGACUUAUGAGAAACUCAGCCGGGCCAUGAGAUAUUACUACAAACGGGAGAUCUUGGAGCGGGUCGACGGCCGAAGACUAGUCUAUAAAUUUGGCAAGAACUCGAGUGGCUGGAAGGAGGAGGAGGUUGAGGUCGUCUUGAGCCGAAACUGAGAAACUGAGCAAAAGAGCCAUGGAGCAAUGAGCUUGCCCCUGGACCAGAAACUUGUUCAGACAUUCCUGGACCCUGGCCCUCCAAGCCCCUUCAGGGAGGGUGGGUGCCCGCGUUGGCGCUGGAAGCCAGUGGGUGUGCCCCAGUGGAGAGAAACUGAACUUUGGCCGUCAUGGGACAUGGACACCUCGGCCCCUCCCUCCACUUUUUCCUCUUGGAAUGACUACCCCUCUGAAUGGAAGGUAGUCGUGGUGCUGGGAUUCUGGACUAAGGACCAGGAACCCUGGACUGGCGGUAGUUGGGGGAUAAUGGAUGGCCUGUGAAGAAAGCCAUAGACAGAGAAGACCUGCCAGCACCUCGUCUCCAGUCUUGCCAUUUUCCUAAGCGUGGACUCCGCGGGUCGUGGGUCAGAACACUCGCUAAUUUAUGUGGUAUAAAUAUAAUAUGUAUAUAGAAGUCUAUUUUUUCAAUGAUGUCCCUCCCCUCAAACACUCCGCAGAGACUUCAGCUAUUAAAGCUACUUGUGGCCUUCCCCUGGAUCAGGAUGGAUUCACUUUUCAAAAUAUCUGCAGCAGGGGCUGGGGAGAUGAAACUGGGCCCCAGAACUCCUGCCUGGUCACUCCUCUUGUCUCCAGAAUGGAUCAAAAAGUUUUAAUAAAGCAUCUUCUGGGGGGUUUUGUUUUUAA